GGUAAAGGGGGGGCAGGGGGAGGGGGGGCACUGGGCACCCAGCCUGGCUCACUCUCGACUGGCACUGUUCACCACCACCAGCUAACGGGACUCACUGCUCACUUUCUGUUCACCCACUGAGAAGAAGGAGAGAAGGAGGGAUGAACGUGUGGUCAGCAGAGCAUCCAUGCCUCAGGGAGAGCAGCUGAUCCUGGGUGAAGGAGAGAAGUGGAAGGUCACCUGACCGAGGCUACCUGAGGAGUCUUACAGACCCGGCAGUCUUCUCCCAACUCGGGUUCUUCCCGGGUUCCUUUAGUCCGGUUCUGGCAGGGUGUAGAUUUGUGGAGUUAAUGAGGACGUUCUGUUUACGGUGCUGACCCAAUCAGCAGCCAUGUCCACGGCUCAGGCCAUGAACCGCAACGGCAUCUACAGCUACUUCCUCAACAUGGUGGCCUACCAGAUAUGUUGUUGCUGUGGCCCCGCCCCCUGCUCACUGUGCUGCUCCUUCUGCCCACCAAUCAAAUCAUCCUCCAGUACGCGAGUGAUGUACACACUGUUCCACAUCCUGGCCUGCACUGUCUCGUGCCUCAUGCUCUCUCGCAACGUCUCGGAGGCAGUGAGGGAGAAUGUGCCUUUCUUUAACAUGGUGUGUGACGAGGCUCACGGCGGGGGGGACUGUGAGAUGUUGGUGGGAUACUCGGCCGUGUACAGGGUCUGUUUCGGCACCGCCUGCUUCUACCUGAUGAUGGCGCUCUUCCUCAUCGACGUGAAAUCCAGCCAGGAUUACCGAGCCCUCAUCCACAACGGGUUCUGGUUUUUGAAGUUUAUCACGUUGCUAGGGAUGGUUGCCGCGGCGUUCUUCAUCCCGACAGAGUCAUUUCUGCACGCCUGGCACUAUGUGGGAGUGGUGGGAGGUUUUGCCUUCAUCCUCAUUCAGCUGAUCCUCAUCACAGCGUUCGCUCACACUUGGAAUAAGAACUGGUUAACCGGGGCGGCUGAAGAUAAGCGCUGGUACGUGGCGGUUCUGUGCGCCACCCUGUUUUUCUACACGGUGGCGACGGCCGCCUUUACCUUCAUGUACAAGUACUACACCCACCCCGCCGCCUGCCGCGUCAACAAGGCCCUGCUCUGGACCAACCUGGGUCUGUGUGGCAUCAUGAGCUUCAUCGCCGUCACGCCCUGCGUCCAGCAGAAGCAGCCUCGCUCAGGUCUGCUGCAGGCCUCCAUCAUCAGCUGCUACGUCAUGUACCUCACCUUCUCCGCACUGUCCAGCAGACCACCUGAGAAAGUGGAGUAUCAGGGACUGAAUAUGACGGUGUGUUUCCCGAACGUGGGUCGGGACGAGAUCCAGAACGAGGGGAACGCUGUAGCCGUCAUCGGCGCCGCCAUCAUGUACUGCUGUGUUCUGUUUGCGUGUAACGAAGCUUCGUAUCUGGCCGAGGUUUUCGGGCCGUUCUGGAUGAUCAAAGUUUAUCGUUAUGAAUUUCAGAAAGCGACCUGCUGUUUCUGCUGUCCUGAGGAGGAGGAAGUGGAGGAGGAGUUUGUGAUGGAUGACGACAGUAAAGGAUGUCAGAAGGUGAUUCAUAACGAGACUCAUCGCGUGGCCUACAGCUACUUCUUCUUCCACUUCGUCUUCUUCCUCGCCUCGCUCUACGUCAUGAUGACCCUCACCAACUGGUUCAGCUACGAGACGGCGGUGCUGGAGACCACCUUCACCCACGGCAGCUUCUCCACCUUCUACGUGAAGCUCUCGUCCUGCUGGGCCUGUGUGGUUCUGUACCUGUGGCUCCUGCUGGGUCCGCUGUGCCGGUGCCGGUCCGACUCUAAACGCCCGCGCCGCUCCCGGAUCAAGAGGAGGAUGGCUUCCCAUCGUCACGUCAGCGUCAGCGUCUGACCAACCAGAAACCGCUUCAGGAACCGCUUCAGGAGCGCGGCAGUGACGGACCUUUACUUAAAGAAUUAAACUGGGCCAGUUUACUGUAAACGCCCUGAAGCUACUGGAGUAAUACCACCAUCCAGAACCAGCGCUGGAGUAAAGCGGGCGGAGCCAGAUCGGUACUCUGGAGCAGAUUGUUUUAUGUUUACGAUUUUGACGGCACGCCGUUGGGACUGUGCUAAUUUUGCCAAAAGGACCACAAAGGUGAAGAAAAUAACCGGGACUAUAAUCAGCUUUAGUAACACUGGAUUAAUGAUUCAUUACAGAAGUUAUAAUACUCAAUCUUUAGUUUUAUUUAAAAGGUCAGUAGUUAUUUAAGUUCUUUAUUUUGUGAGUUUUGUCCUGUUACAACUCCAAAUCAGAAAACUCUGGGACAGAAUGGAAAAUAUAAGUUAAUAAUUCUGUUUAUUUCAUUUUGCUUUUAUUUGAUUGCAGAUGGUAAAACCAGAGAUAUUUCAUUUUAUAUCUGCUCAACUUUAUUUAAUUUAUUAACAAACAUCCAUUCCUGCAUUUCAGACCCAAAACACAUUCCAAACACAGUUGGGACAAUAAAAUGUUUUUAAAGCUAGUAAUGAUGUUAGUAAACAAUAACUAAAUAAUGAUGUGAUUUUAAACAGGUGAUUAUAAUCAUAACCUGGCAUAAACUGAUAUCCAGUAAAGUUUGAGUCUCUGAGGAGUAAAGAUGAUCACAGGACAAAAUCCAUGAAAAAAUGAUUGAAAUGUUCAAAAACAACGUUCCUCUCAGAAAGACUGGAAAAUAUCUGCAUAUUUCUCCCUCUACAUCCCAUAAUAUCAUUAAACCAUUGUUGAACCAUCAUUUAAUAACAGCUGAUAGAACUCGGGCCACUUCUCUACAAUACAGAGUUACUAUAUUCACUAAUACCACUUACAAAGCUCCGCCCACUUCUCUACAAUACAGAGUUACUAUAUUCACUAAUACCACUUACAAAGCUCCGCCCACUUCUCUACAAUACAGAGUUACUAUAUUCACUAAUACCACUUACAAAGCUCCGCCCACUUCUCUACAAUACAGAGUUACUAUAUUCACUAAUACCACUUACAAAGCUCCGCCCACUUCUCUACAAUACAGAGUUACUAUAUUCACUAAUACCACUUACAAAGCUCCGCCCACUUCUCUACAAUACAGAGUUACUAUAUUCACUAAUACCACUUACAAAGCUCCGCCCACUUCUCUACAAUACAGAGUUACUAUAUUCACUAAUACCACUUACAAAGCUCCGCCCACUUCUCUACAAUACAGAGUUACUAUAUUCACUAAUACCACUUUACUACAACUUUACUACUGUACACAACACAAGCCUUAUGUUCACCAUGACCAGAAGAAGCUCCGCCCACUUCUGUACUGGGUAAUCAGCGAUCAGUGGAUUUUGUUUAGACGUAUCGAGACAGUGCUCUGCUUUCAGGACGACGUGUUUUACAGGAACUUUAUCGUGAUGUUAAACCACAUAAUAAAGGCGAGGCUGUGGAAGAAGAGGAUCCUGGACUGUCCUGAAUGUUUGUAGAUAAUUUGCCACAUGUUUACAGAAAGAAUGGGACAAAAUAACUGAAACACUUCAACACUUGCUAUUAAUUCAGUUUAUUCAGAGUAGUGAGAACGUAGAUAAACAUUAUAAAGUGGUAAAUUAAUUACUGUCUCAGCUGUGUUUGAAAAUGCAGGAAUGAAAUAUCUCUAAUUUUAAUGAUUGGUAUUUUCUAUAGUGUCUCACUGUUUUCUGAGGUUGUAUCAUGUUUGCUGUCACUCAGUGAUCUGUGGCUAAUUUAAAGCAGCUGUAUGCUGUGGGGGGAGGGUCCUUCCCAGGCCCCGCCCCUCUGAUCAGCCAUUUGCCACAGGGAGAGAAAACUUUAACAACUUUACUAAACCACAUCUGAACCUCCCCGACCCGUUAAACCCUGAUUACAGGUUUAUCUCAGCGUGUUUAUGAUGGUUAUGGAGGAUAAGCUAUUUUUGUAAAUAUAUUUUUAACAAAACACA
Molecule: messenger RNA, 3908 nt
Organism: Astyanax mexicanus (Mexican tetra)
Lineage: Eukaryota; Metazoa; Chordata; Actinopteri; Characiformes; Acestrorhamphidae
Gene: serinc4
Product: serine incorporator 4
Exons: 12
Coding region: 371-1873 (500 amino acids)
Cellular component (GO): membrane
Source: RefSeq, a predicted model, not a curated record